UGUGAGUUGUGUAAUGGUACAGCCCAGUGGCUCCCCUCCCUCUCGCACUCUCACUGCUGGCGUUUUUUCGUGUUGUUGUUGCAAGCUGUGAGCUCAGCUGAUGAGUCAGAGCCAUGCAGUCAUUCCACUCUGCACCCAGCUACUGCCUCUGCACAGACACACGCACACAGGGAGAAGACGCUGCUGCCUUGUAGCUGAAGCAAACUUCUGAUAUCUGCGGCGCACCCUUUGCUCCGCACAGCGAGUCGGGACUGUUUUGCAGCAGGCAGCCUUUACGGUCAUUUGCACGGAAGUACAACUUUGGGUGUUGCUGGUGUGAGAAGGGAAGAAGGAGAGGCAAUUGGAUAUGCCUGGGUCGGCCGUGGCUUUGUUUGCUGGAACUUGAAUCCCAUAGUUCGCAGUGUGAGGAGGAUGCACCCUGCUGAAUCUGGCAGGAUCUGAAGAACAUUACAUACCUCUCCCCUUUCUGGGAACCUGCUACUCUUAAAUUUAUUUAUAUCCUCUUACUGUUGUUACUGCCGUGGAGAAAUCUCCAAGGUUUACAUGUGUGUUGAUUACCAUGAAUCUGCAGCCUCAGCAGAAGGCUUCCAAUAAAAGAACGGGAAAGAGAAUUACGUUUUUCAACGAACAACUUCCAGUUGCAAGUAAACUGCCUCAGGUGAAAGAGCAGCAGUUUUAUGGCACCACGGUUAGGCCGCCAGUUCCUCAGGCUUCAGAUUUUUCCAAGGUGGACGGUCUUGCUUCUGCUCCUUCCAGCAAUAUGCUCAAUACAGUUGUGUAUACCCAGGACAGGCCUGAUGCUAUGAGAAUGAAUCAGCAGCAGGUUCCCGGUAAGUGGAAUGUAUCUGAAAGAAGUGAUCCUACCUGGCAAGCCCAGCCUGCUAGUAUGUGGCAACGGAACCCAGGCGGAUACGGCGUCACCAUGGUUUCUUCUUAUCACAACCAUCAUGAGCCACAAAAGAGGAGCCAGGACAAAGCAGUGGGAGUAUCUCAGCUAGAUAUGUAUGGGGAUGCUCUGCAGCAAAUGAUGUCUCAGAAAGCCCAACUGGAGCACCAUACGCUUGCCCAACAGCAAGCCCAUUUGAACUCCGUUUUACAGGCUCAGCAACAACAGCAGCAAAUUCAACAACAGCAAACACAGCACUUGUCUUUGCAACCUUUUCAAAUGGCAUUUGGACACCAAGGCCAGAAACCAGCUCUUUCUGAACUGUUCCAUGUGUUUCCUAAUGCCUCCUCAAAUGCUGCUUUUGUCUCACAGCAGAAACAGCAGACAGCCCUACCUCAGAUGCAACUGUUUGAGAACUUUUACCCAACCCAGCAGCAGCAACAGGCAACCUAUGGCAUUCAGCCAACUGUUUCUAUGGCCCAGCAUCAUGGGGUAGCACAGCAGAAGAUGCAAAUGAUAAGCCAGACGCAGCUUGCUCCAUCAUUACAGGAAUACACAAAAGCUGUUGCAGAGCACAAUCAGCAGACCGUGUUGCCCAAGGCUCAGAUUCCUUUGCCGAGGAGGUCACGUAGACUUUCUAAAGAAGGCCUUCCACCAUUAGCUCCUAUGGGGAUCGCUCAACCUUUUGAGGGACAAGUAACGAAUCAAUACAUGCAAAAUCCUUAUGAACAUGCAUUACCUAAUCAGGUAGAGGCACUUGAGUCUUACAAGAGGGGAUACCAGCAAAUCCAAAGGGAUACCCAAAUAAUUACUCAGGACAAAAACUAUGGUCAUCUCCCUAAACUAGAUAAGGCACCUCUGCCUCAGAAUGGUAGAGCAGGGGAAAUGCACCCUCUGACUGAUCAGAGUGGGUCAGAAAACGACCCUCUUGCUGGUGGUACUGGUGGAGUUAUCCAGACUACAAGACGGCGACGUCGUAUAUCACAGGAAGUCAAUCUGUUUACUUUGGCCCAGAAAGCAUCUGAAUUGCCAUCUCUUCAAAACACUAAGCUGGAUGCAGACGCAUCAGGAGAUAAGAGGAAGAGCCAAGAAUCAAAAGUCAAUGUGGAUUUUGCGGGAGUUCCAACUAGCAAGAGAACUCGAGGAGAUGGUGACUUGAGACCUCUAGUAAUGCCUGUGUCUGUACCAGUGAAAAUGGAAACUGGGAAAGAAAAGGGAGAGGAUGCAAAGAUGGAAAAGACUGCAGGCUCUGAAAGAGACUCCUCCGCAUCUAUGCCAUCUGUGAUCGUCACACGGAAUAGAGCCGGGCAAACAAAUCUAACUGAAGCAUCCACAUUGAAACAUGAAGUUUCUCCGUUGUCUGAAGGAGAAACACCAUCUCGUAAACCAAAGCGACCUAGACCCGAACCUUUGUUUAUCCCUCCGAAAUCUGGCACCUUCAUUGUCCCUGUCCUAUACUCCAACAUCACCCCAUACCAAAGCCACCUUCGAUCACCUGUACGGGUUCCUGAUCACCCAUGUGACAGAAACUUUGAAUUACCACCUUAUACACCUCCACCCAUACUCAGUCCAGUACGUGAGGGCUCAGGACUGUACUUCAAUGCUAUCAUGUCGGCCAGCAGCCAUGGAAUGCCUCCACCAGUCACACCCAAGAGCAGCACACGGACUCUGCUAAGAUCCACAGAUAGUGUGGAUGAUAUGCCGCCCUUGCUCACAGCCAUGGGAGAAGUUACCCCAGUUAGCAUAGAGCCGCGUAUAAACAUUGGCUCACGAUUCCAGGCAGAAAUUCCAGAUCUUCGAGCCCGAAGUUCAGCCAUGUGUGAUGAGCAUAAAGGAAACCUUUUGUGGCAACCAUUGGACGAAUCUGGCUACAGCCAAGGGAAAGUGGAAGAGCUACUUACAGCGGCUUGUUCCAGUAUCCUGCCAGGAGGAGGUACCAAUCAAGAGCUGACACUUCAUUACCUACAUGAGACCAAGGGAAAUAUUCUGGCUGCUCUGGCCAAGUUGCUUCUGAAAAAACCCAGCCGGAGUAGAAAUCAUCCUCUUUGUGACUAUCAUUACUCAGGAUCAGAUAGAUGGUCCAUGGAAGAGAAAAGGCUUUUUAACAAAGGAAUGGCGAUUUACAAGAAAGACUUUCUGCUGGUACAGAAACUGAUAAAGACAAAGACUGUGGCUCAGUGUGUUGAGUUCUACUAUACCUACAAAAAGCAGGUGAAGAUUGGCCGCAGUGGAAUGUUAAUCUAUGGAGAUGCUGAGCCUGUAGCAGAUGAAAAAAACCCAAGGGAAGAUUCUGAGAUUAAUAUAAAGAGCUCUCAUCGAGUUCCACCUCUUAUGCCUCCCAGAAGGGAGAUGCUGAUAGAGAGAACAGCCGAAGAGUUGAACACAGACAAGGGAUUGGAGGAGAGCAAGAUACAAGUGAAUUCUAAUGAGUUGAAGAAAGAAGAGGAGGAGAGAGUGCCCCCUUCAACCAAGGUCACCCAAUCGCUCGAAGCCAGUGAAACAAUAAACGAUACUCUGAUCCUGAGAAACCAGGAGCCAAACACCAGGAUGGCAGAUCAUUCAUCCAAAGCAAGAGGAAGGAGACCACGGAAUACGUUUCCACCAGAAGGCACCAAAAAUCCUGAGGUCCAAAACAAGCCUCCCGAACAGGAAGGCACGUUCCCUUGCAAAAAAUGUGACAGGGUAUUCCUCAAAGUGAAAAGCCGCAGUGCCCAUAUGAAGAGCCACGCUGAACAAGAGAAAAAAGCUGCAGCCCAGCGGCAGAACGAAGCAGCAGCAGCAGCAGCAGCAGCAGCAGCCGCCCAGGCUGCCCUGCAAGCAAGACUACGGUAUAAGGAAAGCAGUGAGAGCGAGAGCAGUAGCAGUGACAGUAGCAGCAGUGAGAGCUGUGACAGUUCUGAUGAUGGAGAAAUCUAAUGAUGGACGUGAGCAGGUGCUCCCCGGAGGCUGGAUCCUCUUUAUACUUUUCUUCAUGAUUUCCUACUUACUGUACAGCAGAGCUUUGGCCUUGGCUCAUCACAGUGAGCUACUGUUUAUCUGCGCAGAUCAAAUAUCCAGCCACGUGUAUGAAAAUCUGGGACUUUUUUUAUGCAUAUGUAUUUAUUAAGGAAACCCUCUUCAGAUCCACUGUGUAUUUCAGAGUGUACUAUUUUAUAGUCUCCGCCUGUAUAGGUGUGUCCGUUGCUACACCUUGAACAAAUCCCAGCAACUCCAGUUUCAGUUAUUGGACACAUUGAUUUCUGUUCACUGAGGCUCUCCGGUACAACAGCGUUCACUGGAAACCUAAAUCACUGUUUGUACUUAAUCGCAGGUUUGUUUUCUGUAAACCAAAAACUCGGUUAUCUGCUGAUUUACACAGUCCAACAAGUUGGAAUUAUACCCCACUGUUCUCCUAUGCCAGAGCUGUUACUUGCACGGCAAACAAGCUUCGUUUUGAUUUUCCACUUCUAUAAAUGCAACUGUCAUAAAAUAGAGACUAUGAAAUUGUAUAUACAAUAUCUAUUUUAUGUUUUGUAAAAAAAAAUAUAUAUAUAUAUAUAUAUAUA
Molecule: messenger RNA, 4431 nt
Organism: Xenopus laevis (African clawed frog)
Lineage: Eukaryota; Metazoa; Chordata; Amphibia; Anura; Pipidae
Gene: mideas.L
Product: mitotic deacetylase associated SANT domain protein L homeolog
Exons: 13
Coding region: 560-3802 (1080 amino acids)
Biological process (GO): DNA-templated transcription; regulation of DNA-templated transcription; negative regulation of DNA-templated transcription
Cellular component (GO): transcription regulator complex; nucleus; nucleoplasm
Molecular function (GO): transcription corepressor activity
Source: RefSeq, a predicted model, not a curated record